Molecule: messenger RNA, 5493 nt
Organism: Austrofundulus limnaeus
Lineage: Eukaryota; Metazoa; Chordata; Actinopteri; Cyprinodontiformes; Rivulidae
Product: EH domain-binding protein 1-like protein 1
Molecular function (GO): protein binding
Source: RefSeq, a predicted model, not a curated record
AAGUCAUGACGUCGGUGUGGAAAAGACUGCAGCGAGUUGGCAAAAAGGCUUCAAAGUUUCAAUUCGUCGCUUCGUAUCAGGAGCUUGUGUUGGAGUGCACCAAGAAAUGGCAACCAGACAAGCUGAGGGUGGUGUGGACCAGAAGGAACAGACGCAUGUGUUCCAAGCUCCACAGUUGGCAGCCUGGGAUCAAGAACCCCUACAGAGGCAUGGUGGUGUGGCCCGUCCCAGAAAACAUCGACAUCUCUGUUACUCUGUUCAAGGAACUCAACGCUGAACAGUUUGAAGACAAAGAAUGGACAUUUGUCCUCGAGGGUGAGAGCAAGGGUCACCGUAAGGUGCUGGCCUCUGCUGACAUCAACCUGAAGCGAUUUGCCAGUCCGACUCCAACCCAGACCAACCUCACCCUGACCCUGAAGCCACUGUCGGUCAAAGUGGUGGAGGCCACACUCAAACUGUCGCUGUCGUGUGUCUUUGUUCGAGAAGGAAAAGCCACUGAUGAAGACAUGCAGAGUCUGGCCAGCCUGAUGAGUGUAAAACCCACUGAUAUUGGCAACCUAGACGACUUCAAUGAAAGUGAUGAAGAGGAGGACAGGAAGUCUGCUGCUGCAGUUCCUCUAACUCGUCCAAACCGCCCCGCUCCCCCUCCACCUGACAAGCCAACCCCCACCGGAGCCACAUUCCCAGCUUCAGCCUGUGGACAGGAUGUCGGUCCUCCUCCCUCCACUGUCCACUCACGUCCCCCUCUGCCGAUCGCUCCUCGUCCCUCCCCCCGUCGCUCCCGACAUCCUUUCUCUGCUGGUUCUGUCCAGCCGGAGACCCAGUCCUCCCUUGGCCCCUCCCCGCAGCCAUCUCCCCGGUCCAAGCAUAAAAAACUAGCCAGCUCUGCUCUCCCUGACUCUGCUGAGUCCGACUCGAACCCUCCAAGAACGCAGGUCACAGCAGAAGCCCCUCCAGUCCAGAGUGCCCCCUCCAUCCCUCCUGUCUCUGAUGUCCCUCGUCCUCCAUCUCCAAAAUCCUCCAAACCCGUUUCUUCUUCACMGUCAGCCUUAUUAGAGUCAACAGUCCCCUCCGUUCCCUUUAAUUCUCCUCUUGAUGGUCCUGCAACAUCAGAUUUACUCAAACUCCCACCCCCUUCAUCAUCACCAUCAUCAUCAUCACUUGAAACUACAACAUCUUCCUCCAUCGGCCCCCAAAAGCUCUCUGUGAUUGUAUCCACCACUCUGACACAUAAGCCCAUCUCCAUCCCCUCCCAGUCUCUUCCUCUUAAGACCCUCUCCCCACAAAACCCCACUCUGUCAUCUGAGCCUCAGUCUGCUCAGCCCCCUCUCACCUGGACCACCUCUCAGCCCCCAUCUCUGCCCAAAAUCUUCCAGACAGGCUCAGGAAAAGCUUCUGCUGAACACCAGCGGCGCCCCCCGGAGGUUCAGACCAGAGAUGAUUCUGCUUCAGUCUGUGGCCGUUCUCACGCUUUCAGACCUCAGGUUAUAAAAUCAGUUGCUCGCCCAACCUCUCCCUCUCCUUUCUCCACUGAUCCCUCUCCUUUUGCAUCAGCACCACCUCUCCCCAAACCUCCCACCUCCUCAGGCAUUCAGGGGGUGUGGCCUACAUCUGACAUCCCUCCCACUGGUGAUGAUGUCACCCCCGUCCCUYUGCUGUCUAGUCCAGAUCUUGAUGCUCUCUGUGACCCAGUGACUCCAGCUCAUUCUGCUGCCUUUCUGCUCCCCGCACCUCCUCGCCCCUUGCCUUCUUCUUCUGCUUAUAUCUCCUCCUCUCUGACUCUUCCUUCAGCUCCUCCUGCUCAUAUCAGCCCCUGUCACUCAGGUUUAGCGUUUGGUCUCACUCAGGUGGAUGAAGAAAUGACUGUAAGCCCUCUAAACCAAGGCAAAAGUCCUCCUCAAAGUAAGCAGGSAGAAACCAACGGCACAAUCUCUGAGCAACGACCCAGACUAGCUCUGGAAUCGAAGGUGGUCUUCACGGAAAGCAAAGGCGGGUCCGAAAAAACGAGCUCACUCAAAGAUUCUGAGGUGGCACAACAACACCAAAAAGCAACAGCCGAUAAUUCAGAGUUACAUCCAGUAGUCCCACAACCCUGCUCACCCCUGGUUCACCAGGAGCCUAAAGAGCCGGAGAAACCAAUCGUGCCACCAACAACCUCUGAUGAUCUUUUCGACAAACUCGCUGGCAAACAGACGGCCCUAAUCCUGGAGUCUCUGCUGCCCUCGAACCCAGAACCAGAGCUGCCAGAGGAACCAGCUCUCCAGCUGACGGGACAACCAGAAGAAGAGGAGGCAGAUGAGGAGAAGUUUGGUGUGGCCGGUGGUCUGAUCAUCAGGGAGGAGCCGGCGCGCGAGGCAGAGAAGGAGCUGUGGGCGGCCGUGGAGGAGACGGACGCGGGAGCAGAAAGAGGGUCGGAGAGUAAAGGAAGUGCAGAGGAGCAGAAAGAGGAGGAGGAGGGUGUGACAGGGGGUGCCCAGAUAUGUGCAGAGACAGAUGUGUGUGUUGCAGAGCAGCAGCAGGAGGCAGCUGCUGGCUUCAUGUCAGCAGUAGUUGGGGUGUUGUACAGAGGCUUUGAGACGGUUGUCUCUGUUCUGCACACAAGUGGAUCAAGUGAAGCUGGUCAUCCUUCUGCAGACCAUUUUCCAGAUAACGAAGCCCAUGAAGUAGAUACAGAGACCCUGUCCUCCUCUGAGGCAGUCGAUGAGCCUCUGAGCACCACUGACGUGGACGUUCCACCUCCCAAAGUUUUCUCUGACUCAGCAGAAAGUCAAACAGAACAGGAGGUUUCUAAAACCCAAGUGUUUGCAAAAACAGACAAGACACAAGGACUGAGUUUGGUGGCAAGUCUAAGACUAGCUGCCUUUGAACAGGAGAAAGGAAGAGAGCAGGAGAUGCUGAGAAAGGAGAGAGAAGAGGCAGAGAAGAAAGAGAAAGAAAGGCUGGAAAAGGAAGAGAUAGAAAGGACUGAACGGGAUGAGGCAGAGAAAAAGGAGAAAUAUAGGGUGGAAAGGGAAGAAGCAGAGAAGAAAGAGAGAGAAAGGCUGGACAAAGACAAAGAAAUAGAGAGCCAGAAAGAAAAGUUAGAAAGAAUAGAGGCAGAGAAGAAACACAGAGAGGAGCUGGAGAGGGAAGAGGAAAGUAAGAGGAUGGAGAAAACCCAGGAGGAAAAGGCAGAAGUAAAGCAACAAAGGGAGAAAAUUCAUGAGACAGAUAAGCAAAAAGAAAAGAAAGAAAGCAAAAUAAAAGGAAAGGAAGAGGAGGAGUGGACUGUAGAACCUAUUUGGAAAAAACAGACUCCAACUUAUCUUUCAUUUUCUCAGAUCAACCAGAAAGAGACAAGCAGCCAAUCAAACUGGCCUCCGCUCAGGGAGGCAGAGUUGGAUGACAUUGUUGAAGAUGAGCGGCUGCAGGACGAAAGUCACAAAUCUGAUCCUGCAGCAGCGAUCUCACCCAACACCGAGGCCCGUUUAGUUUCAACUCGACCUGCUGAUUCGGUCGCUUCAUCUAAAGCGAUCAACAGUAAACCCAAAGACUCAGCGAGCGCUGGUCUGAGAUCAGUUAGAAAGGACGGAUCCAGGCUUAAACACGACGCCAUCCCGGUGUGGCUGAGAGAAGAGGAGGAGGAGGAAGUGGAGUAUGAAAGAGGACAGGAGGAUCUUGGCUCCGUUUGGCUGGCCGAGCUCUACAUGGAGGGGGAGGCAGGCCCAGGAAGUCCAUCCCCUGCUGUAGCCCAGAAGCCCUCUUCACCUUCCUGCACUGAACAAACUCAUCAAAGUUCUGACGUUAGGUGGCCAAAUAAAUCUAAACCUUCUGUCACUGAUCAGCCAGUAAAAGAACAGAAUGAUUUUAGCAAAACAACUCAAAAGGAAGUUGAAUUUGUUGAGUCACCAGUGGUUCCUUUGCCCCUUCCACAAAACAAAAACAGCAACUCAAAAGCCAGCAAAACACACACAAACAUCAGUAAGAAACACGUCAACGCAAAAAUAGAYGCACGUUCUGAAACGGAAAAGAGGAUCUCCGUUUAUAAGGAGCACUCAGACGCCAACGUUCCCAAUAGGCUCUCCAAAGACCAGCAGCUCCAAGAAGAGGAGAGAAUCCUGCUGGCUAAAAUCCGCCUGUUGUCAGGAGAUAUAUCCCCCGUCUCCAGUUCUCGCUGUAUGAAACGGCUCAUUCCAGCCCCUGGCGAUCUUGAACGUGAGGUCACGGAGAUUCAAAGCAGUUCAGAUGUUCCUGAAGACACAGUUCGGAGUCGGCUCUGUUCAGACGCCCUGCAGGAAGUAAUGCUAAAUGACACAGAGGAGACGCUUGAACGGGACAAAGUAGUAAAACACCAAGCAUCACACAUCCCUGAUGGUCCAAAGGAGACUUUGAGUCAUCACACCGAGGUUCGUGCCCAACAAGAGAUUAAGACUUCUUGGCUGCCUACGUUAGUGGAGGAGGAAUCCCCUGAAGUUAAGGCUGAAGAUCCUGCACUUGUGAUCAGAGAGGAGGCUGAUGGGAAGGACGACACAGCUGAGGACCUUGUGAACUCCAGCCAGUCACUGCUCCAGUGGUGUCAGAGCAUCGCCAAUAAAUACAACGGAGUAAAGGUCACAAACUUCAGCACAUCCUGGAGAAACGGCCUGGCCUUCUGUGCCAUUCUGCACCACUUCCAUCCAGACAAAAUAAAUUUUGACCAGUUGGAGCCACAUGAAAUUAAGCUCAACAAUAAGAAGGCUUUUGAUGGUUUCGAGUCGCUGGGUGUCUCUCGCCUUUUGGAGCCGUCCGACAUGGUCCUCCUGUCGGUGCCUGACAGGCUCAUCGUUAUGACCUACCUCAGCCAGAUUCGCUCUCACUUUACCAACCAGGAGCUGAGCGUGCUGCAGAUCGAGCACAACAGCAGUCAGUCCAGUUACGGCCUCGCCCCCGCCAACCCCGCCCAAGUCGACGCCGCGGCUUUCUGCAUGGCCCGGCUGAACGAAGGCGUGAGCCUGGAGGAAGGAGGGAGCAGCACGCUGGUCGUCCCGCCACCCAGAAUUAAACGAGCYGUUAAAGAUGAGUCAAUAUAUCCGGUGCCUCCACCCAGAUCAGUUACCAAAACAGCAAAAUCUGGAGAGAAUGAAGAGUCAAAGAGUAAACCUGCAACAGAAAACACUAAUUUGACAGAGUUGCAGAUUGUAGCUGAGACCCAGUCUUCUAAACACGAGGAAGAAACAAUGUGUCUGCAGGACACCAGUCAGUACGUGUUGAGCGAGCUGGCAGCGUUGGAGACGGAGCAGAAGCACAUCGACAACAGAGCUGCUGUGGUGGAGAGAAGGCUGCGAGGACUCAUGGAGACAGGAAGUGACCGUGACGAGGAAGAACGUCUGAUCCAGGAGUGGUUCACUCUGGUGAACAAGAAGAACGCUCUGAUCCGCAGGCAGGACAACCUUGAACUGCUGCAACAUGAGCAGGAUCUGGAGAGGAGAUUUGAGCUUCUCACCAGAGAACUACGAGUCAUGAUGGCUAUAGAAG